This is a messenger RNA of Sorex fumeus (smoky shrew), 1940 nucleotides long. It is a transcript of the gene GLB1L2, whose product is annotated as galactosidase beta 1 like 2. Gene Ontology annotation, molecular function: beta-galactosidase activity. NCBI's taxonomy places the organism in Eukaryota, Metazoa, Chordata, Mammalia, Eulipotyphla, Soricidae. The transcript has 19 exons. Gene Ontology annotation, cellular component: vacuole. The record is from RefSeq and is a predicted model, not a curated record. Bases 33 to 1940 code for a protein of 635 amino acids. Gene Ontology annotation, biological process: carbohydrate metabolic process.
GCGGCCGGGGUCCUGCGCGCUCCGAACCCGCGAUGGCCGCGUGGAACUUGGGCCGGAGGCCCUGCCGCACGCUGGGGCUCUUGUUGCUGGUGGUCCUGAGCUUCUUGGUGCUCCGCAGGCUGAACUGGCCGAGCACGCUGCCCGCGUGGCUGGGCUCCCGGCAGAGGGGCCUGCGGGCUGUCGGGCAGCACUUCCUGCUGGAGGACUCGGCCUUCCGGAUCCUAGGGGGCUCCAUCCACUACUUCCGCGUGCCCAGGGAGUACUGGGUGGACCGGCUGAUGAAACUGCGGGCCUGUGGCCUGAACACCCUCACCACCUACGUGCCCUGGAACCUGCAUGAGCCAGAAAGAGGCAAAUUUGACUUUUCUGGGAACCUGGACCUGCAGGCCUUCGUCCUGAUGGCCGGGGAGAUCGGGCUCUGGGUGAUCCUGCGUCCAGGCCCCUACAUCUGCAGCGAGAUCGACCUCGGGGGCCUGCCCAGCUGGCUGCUCCAGGACUCCAACAUGAUGCUGCGGACCACCUACGCUGGCUUCACCCGUGCUGUGGACCUGUACUUCGAUCACCUGAUGGCCAGGGUGGUCCCUCUGCAGUACAAGCACGGAGGCCCCAUCAUCGCAGUGCAGGUGGAGAACGAGUACGGCUCCUACAACAGGGACCCCGCCUACAUGCCCUACGUCAGGAAGGCCCUGGAGGACCGGGGAAUUGUGGAACUACUCCUGACCUCGGACAACAAGGAUGGCCUGAGCAAGGGUGUUGUGGACGGAGCUCUGGCCACCAUCAACCUGCAGUCGCUGGCGGACCUGCAAGUGCUCAACAACUUCCUUCAGAGCUCCCAGGUGGUCCAGCCCAAGAUGGUGAUGGAGUACUGGACGGGCUGGUUUGACUCGUGGGGCAGUGCCCACAACAUCCGGGACUCUGCAGAGGUGCUGCAGACCGUGACGGGCCUGCUGGACGCUGGCUCCUCCUUCAACCUCUACAUGUUCCACGGCGGCACCAACUUUGGCUUCAUGAACGGGGCCACGCACCAUGGCCAGUACCAGGCCGACGUCACCAGCUACGACUACGACGCGGUGCUGACGGAGGCCGGGGACUACACGGGCAAAUACAACAAGCUACGGGGACUCCUCUCCUCCGUGGCAGGAAAGAGACCCCUGCCUCGGCCCCCUGAGCUCCUCCCCAAAGCUGCCUACGACCCUGUGACCUUCUCCUGGUACCUGCCCCUCUGGGAUGCCCUUGAGCACCUGGGCGAGCCGGUGACCUCGGACUGGCCCAUGAACAUGGAGAACUUGCCUGUGAACAAUGGCAACGGCCAGGCCUUCGGGUACACGCUGUACGAGACCACCAUCGAUGCCGCCGGCGUCCUGCAGGCCGACGUGCGCGACCGCGGGCAGGUCUUCUUGGACUCCAUGUCUCUUGGCUUCCUCGACUACGACCACCCAGAGGUCCUGAUCCCCUUCGUCCAGGGAUACUCCAAGCUGAGGAUCCUGGUGGAGAACUGUGGGCGGGUCAACUACGGGCCGAUGGACGACCAGCGCAAAGGCAUCAUCGGAAACGUCUCUCUCAAUCAUUCUCCCCUGAAAAAAUUCAGAAUCUAUAGCCUGGACAUGAAGAAGGAGUUAUUCCCCAGGUUCAGCAAGAAGUGGACCCGUGUGCCCGAGGUGCCCAUCCUGCCCGCCUUCUUCAUCGGUUCCGUUACCGUCCUGAUACCGCCCGCUGACAGCUUCAUGAUGCUGGAGAACUGGGAGAAAGGGGUCGUAUUCGUGAAUGGCCAAAACCUGGGGCGCUAUUGGAACGUCGGGCCCCAGAAGACCCUGUACCUCCCAGGGCCCUGGUUAUAUCGGGGUUCCAACCAGCUGGUGGUCUUUGAGGAGAAGCUGGCGGGCUCCGUGGUGCUGUUCUCCGAGACCCCGCACCUGGGCAGGAUGCAGUACGUCAGCUGA